AUGUCCAACAAUCGAAAGCAAGCGCACGACGUACCUUUAUCUACCAGCAACAUCAUCCGCUACCUUUUGAUCUUUGCUCUUCCACUUGUUCUUCUCAUCGCCUGGAACCAAUUCUUCGGUGCUGCCAAAGUGAAGAAAACAGCAGAAGCAAACAUGUCUUCAGCAAGAAUCGCCCCGCUCGUUUUCCCUGCGGCAUCCCGCCACACAGCUACAGUUAUCUUCGUUCACGGCCUCGGUGACACUGGCCAUGGCUGGGCAAGUGCUGUCGAGAACUGGCGUCGAAGACAGAGACUGGAUGAGGUCAAGUUCAUUCUGCCUCAUGCUCCUCAAAUCCCUAUCAGCGUGAACAUGGGAAUGAGAAUGCCUGGAUGGUUUGAUAUCAAACAACUUGGAGGAGAUGUCGACUCUCUCAUCCGCAACGAGGACGCUGAGGGCAUCAAGCGCAGCCAACAGUACUUCCACGAGCUCAUUCAAGAAGAGAUCAACUCUGGCAUCUCUCCUGAGCGCAUUGUUCUCGGUGGCUUCUCUCAGGGUGGUGCCAUGUCUCUCCUUGCUGGUCUUACUUGCACAAGCAAGCUGGGUGGUAUCAUUGGACUCUCCUCUUGGUUGCUCCUGUCCAAGACCUUUGCCGACAUGGUCAAGCCCACAGAUGCCAACCGCCAGACUCCUGUCAUGAUGUUCCACGGUGAAGAGGACCCUAUUGUCCCUUGCGAGCGUGGUAAGCUGAGCGCCGACCUUCUCAAGGGACUUGGCUACGACGUUUCAUGGAAGACCUACCCUGGUAUGGGACACUCUGCUGUUCUUGAGGAGCUUGAUGAGGUCGAGGCGUUCCUGAGAAAGCAACUACCCCCUCAAAACUAG
Molecule: messenger RNA, 861 nt
Organism: Fusarium coffeatum
Lineage: Eukaryota; Fungi; Ascomycota; Sordariomycetes; Hypocreales; Nectriaceae
Exons: 4
Coding region: 1-861 (286 amino acids)
Biological process (GO): protein depalmitoylation
Cellular component (GO): cytoplasm
Molecular function (GO): palmitoyl-(protein) hydrolase activity; carboxylic ester hydrolase activity
Source: RefSeq, a predicted model, not a curated record